Molecule: messenger RNA, 5040 nt
Organism: Eleginops maclovinus (Patagonian blennie)
Lineage: Eukaryota; Metazoa; Chordata; Actinopteri; Perciformes; Eleginopidae
Product: thyroid hormone receptor alpha
Exons: 12
Coding region: 1670-2917 (415 amino acids)
Biological process (GO): cell differentiation; thyroid hormone receptor signaling pathway; retinoic acid receptor signaling pathway
Molecular function (GO): nuclear receptor activity; zinc ion binding; RNA polymerase II cis-regulatory region sequence-specific DNA binding
Source: RefSeq, a predicted model, not a curated record
UGCAUCACCUCCGAGGCGGAGGCAGCUCCUUCUCCUGACCCGCAUUCACCCGGACUGAGAGGCAGGGGAGGACCGAGCACACACCGCUGAUCCCCGCAGAGAGAUCCUGCUGCACACCGUGGCUCCAUGGAGGUCCAUGCAGAGAGCCCGGAUCCGAGCACCUGAGGCGGACUGAGAGAGGGACAUACACCGGCGGGAGCACCGGGGAGAAGCGGCGUUUAUUUCCACCGCUGCUGCUUUUUCUGCACGUUUUAAUCCGGCUGCUUUAUGUUGACGGUGCAGGAGGCGGUGUUAUAUCACAAGUCCAGCAUUGGAUGAGGGCGGCAGCAUUGGGAGGGAAUCUGUGACUUCUUUCUGACCCCAGAGCUGCAGCCAGAGACGGGGACACGUCAGAGCAGGGUCAGGAGAAAGUGCAGGGCAGCGUGUGUUUCGGAGAAGAGGCUCCACCGUCCGAUGAUUGUAUGACAGCGAUCUCCACAGCAGGUGGAGCCGCUGAAGAAACACCUCUAGAUGUUAAGAGGCAGAGCCGAGCAUAGACUCUUCCAGAAAGACACGGGAUAACCACCAGCAUUCAAAGGAGAGAGGAGUUUGUCGGAGAGUGGAACAACAAGACGUUACCUCCCGCCAUCCUCUUCCUCUCAGUCAGUCAGAGGCUCUUCUGCUUUCUACCUCCCACAGAAAUAGAAAAAGGAACACAGAAGUGAAAGCGAUCUACGAUCCGGUAUCAGCUCCUCUGUUUCUCCGUGCAACAUUUCUCAAUUUACCUCAGGGAUCUUUUUCUCCCACUGCCUACCUCCGGUGACGGGAAACACACACACACGUGACCUCUCGCUGAUGUUACCAUGACAACCUGUAUUGCCUCUCAAACUCUCUUCAAUGCAACCAAGACGACCAGCAACGACCUUGGACCGCUCAGACUCGCGCAGCGCCUGAACUGUUCCCGCCCUCACCUGUAGGGUUGGAUAUACCCGGGCACAGGAAACAGGGUCUUAUUGCCAGACAGGAAGCUACACACUCUUCACAGAAAAGCCUCACACACACGGCAGGAAACUAUAUACCUCAGACACACACACUCAAGGAGACUAAAGAGAACCCGGUGCUUCAAUCCACCCAGCAGACUUCUCACUUCAGCUUUUUCCAUCGUAGGAUAGCAACAGUAGCCAGGCGGGCCUCCAGAGAGAGAAAGGCUCUGCCCGGAAAACCUCCUCUCAUCUGCCUCCCAGCGAAGUGGCAUCCUGCAGAGCGGAGUAAAGCAGGCGACACACAUCAGGAGAUGCCCGUCAGGCCUUUGGAGAUCUCAGAGGAGAAGCAGACCCUGUGAAUCCUCCGGAGAAGCACGGGAGAAGUUCUUCAUCAGCUUUUUCUGGGAGUAAAGAACUCCCUCUGCAACUCAAUGAACCCUGGGAAGCAGGAGGAUUAAACACUGAAAUCCGUACGGUGUGACAGCAGCGAGGAGACGGGGAAGCAUUCAGAGGACGGGGGGGAACGCAGCGCGUUCUGAUGCUUCCACUGAUGUCCCGCCCCCCUGUGCCCCUCUCAACCAAUCCCUACGCAGACUAUCAGAUGGCUGUCGAGUGACGGGCCCGCCGGCGAAUGCUGAGCAGGCUGGCCAGCUCGAGGCCCACCUCCUCCUGUCCUGUGAUUGGCUGCCGGACAGGACUGAGGCUACAUGGAACCAAUGUCCAACAAGCAGGACAGCAACUCAGAGGGAGACGAGAAAGGGUGGCCAGAUGUGCCGAAGAGAAAGAGUAAGAACAGCCAUUGUUCGGGGAAGAGCGUGUCAGCUCUUAGUGUCUCUGUUCCAGGAUACAUCCCCAGCUACCUGGAGAAGGACGAGCCCUGCGUGGUGUGUGGAGACAAAGCCACCGGGUACCACUACCGCUGCAUCACCUGCGAGGGCUGCAAGGGCUUCUUCCGCAGAACCAUCCAGAAGAACCUGCACCCGGCCUACUCCUGUAAAUAUGAAGGCUGCUGCAUCAUCGACAAGAUCACCCGCAACCAGUGCCAGCUGUGCCGCUUCAAGAAGUGCAUCGCCGUGGGCAUGGCCAUGGACCUGGUGCUGGACGACUCCAAGCGCGUGGCGAAGCGGCGUCUGAUCGAGGAGAACCGGCAGAAGAGAAAGAGGGAGGAGAUGGUCCGGACGCUGCAGACCCGGCCGGAGCCCGACACCCCCGAGUGGGAGCUGAUCCGCAUGGUGACGGAGGCCCACCGGCACACCAAUGCCCAGGGGUCCGCCUGGAAACAGAAGCGCAAGUUCCUGUCGGAUGAUAUCGGCCAGGGUCCGAUGAUUCCCACCUCCGACGGAGACAAGGUGGACCUGGAAGCCUUCAGCGAGUUCACCAAGAUCAUGACCCCGGCCAUCACACGCGUCGUCGACUUCGCCAAGAAGCUCCCCAUGUUCUCAGAGCUGUCCUGUGAGGACCAGAUCAUCCUGCUGAAAGGCGGCUGCAUGGAGAUCAUGUCGCUGCGCGCCGCCGUGCGCUACGACCCGGAAAGCGAGACCCUGACGCUGAACGGAGAGAUGGCGGUGAAGCGGGAGCAGCUGAAGAACGGCGGGCUGGGCGUGGUGUCGGACGCCAUCUUUGAUUUGGGCAAGAGCCUGGCUCAGUUCAACCUGGACGACUCGGAGGUGGCGCUGAUGCAGGCCGUGCUGCUCAUGAGCUCAGACCGAUCAGGACUCACCAACGUGGAGAAGAUCGAGCAGUGUCAGGAGGCGUACCUGCUGGCGUUCGAACAUUACAUCAACUACAGGAAGCACAACAUUCCCCACUUCUGGCCCAAGCUGCUGAUGAAGGUGACGGACCUGCGGAUGAUCGGAGCGUGCCACGCCAGCCGCUUCCUGCACAUGAAGGUGGAGUGUCCCAACGAACUCUUCCCCCCGCUCUUCCUGGAGGUCUUCGAGGACCAGGAAGUGUGACUCGAGAAGUGUUGACACCACGGCCCUCCCUUUAAAAGAACCCUCAACAUGGAAGGAAAUACAUUUGUGGGGGGGGGGUCUGUGGUGGAGAACAAAAGUAGGACAUAAACUGGAUUUCAGUCUUUUUUAAUUCAGUGGGAACGUGCCCUGUGAACUUUGUUUGUUGUCCUUUUUUUCUCACGAGACCCAGCACCUGCCACCAGCAAAUCACAUCGACUUCACCUGAUAGAAACACACACACACACACACACACACACAGACACACACACACAGUUCACAGAGUGGUGCAGGAAUGAGUCCUAAAAACCCUGACUUGAUUCGUCAAUUUAGCACUUCCUUUUCCCCUAAUUGGAAGUCAAUGGUUUUCUGAAUGGAAAUCACACGGAGGAAUCCCAUUGGACCAGGGAGAUGAUGCCUUCAGGGGGAAUACGACAUCUCUGCACCACUCUAUCCUAAGAUUCCUAACAAACUGCCAGGACCGUACCGUGCAAACAUAUGCAAACUCCAGCCUCCUCAGUGAUCUCCUGUUGCACCAGUAUGGACAAACAGCUACAAUAAUGCAACCCCCUCCCCCCGUCACCUCAACCACAGCAAAGUGUUUUAUCUCUGGGACCUGACCAUCAACUCUCCAUGUGUCUCCUUAAUACAUUUAAUCCAUCCCCCCCUUCAGUCUGAGUGUUUGUCAACCUACCUCCCCCCCACAUACUGACCUCCGUCUGAAACACACCAUGACACUCUUACCUCGUUAUGUAGUCAAAUGUAUUUCCACACCACAGUGUUGGAGAGACUUCAGGUAGCUUUAUGCUAGUGCUAGCAGUGGGAGCACUCGUCUGAAGCCUUUAUCUACGGUGUACGUCCACUAAAUGCUCCUCAUUCAACCAAUUAGUCAUAUGUUAUGUGUUUACAUGAUUCUGAGUUGAGGUAUUCAAUCAUAUAGAUCAGUCACUUAAAUCCUACGAGUGUUAGCAUCAGAAUACUCCAUUAAGAAGGAACUGCGCUGUCUUCAAUGUCGUACAACUGCAUCAACAGAUCAUAGUGAGUGCUUAUUGCAACAAGAGUUCAACAUUUUGGGAAAUAUCUGCUUUCUUGAUGAGAGUGCCAUGCAUAUAUCUCAAAAAUAUGAAGCUACAGCUAGAUUAGCUUAGCACAAAGACUGGAAACAGAGGGAAACUGUUAGCCUGGUUCUUCCCAAUACAUAAAAGCUACACGUUAAUUCUUUACGGGGUGUGCCACACUGAUCUUUAGAUGUUGUAACUUUAGCACGGAGCAAAGGGUUGCCAGCCUAAGUUAAGCAAGUCCUCUGAGUCCUUCAAGAUGCUCAAAAUGCUUACAAGCUAAGCAAACAUUUUUUGGUAAACCUCACCAUUUGAAGUGUUAUACUCAGUAUUGUAACUUUGAAAAUAGAUUGAUAUCAACCCUGAGAACUUAUAACUGUAAUUAUUCAUUCUGAGCCUAUUCAAAAUAAAGUGCAGCGUAGCUAAAGGCUACAUAUGAAGUGAUUCCACAGUUUGUAUCGUACAGUAACACUUACUGUACUUCAAAAUAUAGCUAGGUUACUUUAUGGAAGAACAUUUUAAAUGCAUGACUAAAUCUGCAUCGUGCUACUUAUUAACACUAACAGAUAAUACGUACACUAAAUAUAUGAGUAUAUUAACACAAUACCUUUCCACCUCGUACCUCCUGUCUUCAUUACCUCGCUCAUAUUACACCCAGUGGUUUUUAUUUUUUCGUAUUACCUCAUUUGUUUUGUUGUCUCUUCCUUAAAAAAACACUGCGCCGCACUCCCAACCUGUCAAUCACACCGUAGCCCCGCCUCCCUGCUGUCUUCUGAUUGGUCCAUCACAGACAGAUAGUGAUGGUGAUGUCACUGACCUCUGCAAGCCCCUCCCCACCUCACCUGUACCGACACAUUCUACCUCACCUGCCCCUCCGUCUGCAAAACACACACACACACACACACACACGCACACACACUCAGUGCACAGAUUGACAACAUGGACCCGUCAGUGCACAGCGGGCCGUUUGUCAACACUUUGUCCCAUUUCUAUUUUUUCCCCACCCACCACGAGGGACCAACUUACUUUUUUAAAAUUAAUCUACAAUGACAACGAGCCGGGGGCGGG